AUGUCUACUUCGGAGCUGCCCAUCCGAAUCCACGACCAUGUCGAGAUCGUACUCUCAGACGGCAUUAUCCUGUCCGCUAUGAUCUGGAUCCCCGAAACCGCAGACUCGGUCCCCGUCCCCGCCAUCCUCGAAUACCUGCCCUACCGCAAGCGCGACGGAACCGCUGACCGCGACGCCCUCAACCACCGCUACUUCGCAGCUCACGGCUACGCCUGCGUCCGCGUAGACAUGCGCGGCUCCGGCGACUCGGAGGGCGUUCUCCUCGGCGAGUACCUCCAACAAGAGCAGGACGACGCCUUGGAGAUCCUGCGAUGGAUCGCCGCCCAGGAGUGGUGUACCGGUGCAAUCGGCAUGAUCGGCAUCUCCUGGGGCGGCUUCAACGGCUUACAGAUCGCGGCUCGUCAGCCACCGGAACUGAAAGCCGUCAUCUCACUUUGCUCGACUGACGAUCGCUACGACAACGACGUCCAUUACAUGGGCGGCUGCCAGCUCGUCGACAACUUCCUCUGGGGGGCAACCAUGUUCUCCAUCGCCCCCACGCCUCCGGACCCGGCCCUCGUCGGCGACAAGUGGCGCGAUAUGUGGAUGGAGCGUUUGGAGACUGGGACGCCUUACAUGGAAGAGUGGCACCAGCAUCAGCGACGCGACGAGUUCUGGCAGCACGCUUCCAUAUGCGAAGACUACGGCGCGGUCCAGUGCCCCGUGUAUAUGGUCGGCGGUUGGCAUGACGCCUACUCGAACUCCAUUUUUCGGACGCUGGAGAACCUCAAGUGUCCCAAGAAAGGUCUGGUCGGGCCCUGGGCGCACAAGUAUCCCAACAUGGGGAAACCCGGCCCGCCAAUCGGUUUCUUGCAGGAGUCUCUGCGCUGGUGGGACAAGUGGCUGAAAGGCAAGGAAACAGGCAUCAUGGAGGAGCCGAUGCUCAGGUGCUACCUCAACGAUACGGUGCCCCCGCAGAGAUCCUACGUCCAGCGACCCGGGCAUUGGGUUGCGGAGAAGAGUUGGCCCAGUGAGCGCGUGACGACGAAGACGAUGAGUCUUGCUUCGGGACAGCUGCUUGACGGGUCGUGGGCGAACAUCGAGAAGAUAUCCUUCAGCUCCCCUCAGACCGUCGGAUUCGCUUCGGGGAGAUGGUGUCCGUACGGAAGCUCAACGGACCUGCCCGGUGACCAGCACGAUGAGGCCGUAGGCUCGCAGAUAUUCGACAGCCAGCCCCUGACGCAGCCGUUGGAUAUCCUCGGCCCGAUCGUAGUUCAAUUGAGGGUUGCAAGCGACAAGCCCAACGCCUUCGUCGCGGCUGUCGUCUCUGAGGUCCUGCCAGAUGGCUCGGCGACCCGGCUUUCGUAUGGGGUACUCAACCUUACCCAUCGCGAGGGCCAUGUUGACCUCAAACCACUCGAACCAGGAAGCUUCUACGACGUGACGGUGCAGCUGAACGAGUGCGGGCAGCGCAUCGGGGCCGGGAGCGUCAUACGGCUUGCUCUCUCGACAUCAUACUUCCCGACAGUAUGGCCGUCGCCAGAGGCACCGACACUGACAAUAGACUGCGCAUCGAGCCAGUUGAAGCUCCCAGUCCGACCCGAAACCCCCUCCGACAACGACCUGCAGCCUUUCGAGCCCGCUGUAAACGGACCGCCACUGGAAACAAAGUACCUCCGUCCAGCCAAGAUGAACAACAGCCUCGUCAAGGACCUAGCGACGGACCGAGUCACAAUUACGUUCGACAGCGACGAGGGGUUAGCCGAGGACCUGAACAACGGCUGGCGCUGGGGCGGAACCACCACGACGAUCUGCAGCGUGCGUCCGGAUGACCCGUUGUCGGCGCGCGCGGAGCAGAACUUCCGUCAGGAGUUUGGGCGUGGGGAGUUGGAGUUGGCUAUUGAUGGGUGGACGUCGAUGACGGCGACGGAGGGGGAGUGGUGUAUUACGACGCGCAUGGAGGCGUGGGAGAAUAAGGGGAGGGUUUUUGAGAGGGAGCAUGUUUAUAAGAUACCAAGGGAUCAUAUGUGA
Molecule: messenger RNA, 2010 nt
Organism: Colletotrichum karsti
Lineage: Eukaryota; Fungi; Ascomycota; Sordariomycetes; Glomerellales; Glomerellaceae
Exons: 1
Coding region: 1-2010 (669 amino acids)
Molecular function (GO): dipeptidyl-peptidase activity
Source: RefSeq, a predicted model, not a curated record